Messenger RNA from Phragmites australis (common reed), 2619 nucleotides. RefSeq names its product WPP domain-associated protein-like. NCBI's taxonomy places the organism in Eukaryota, Viridiplantae, Streptophyta, Magnoliopsida, Poales, Poaceae. The coding region runs from base 539 to 2284 and encodes 581 amino acids. The record is from RefSeq and is a predicted model, not a curated record. The transcript is spliced from 6 exons.
CUGUGCAUGCCUAGGUCUCACUGGGGAUUGCACGGAGAUAUUUGCCAUGAUAAAGGUAGCGCGAAUCUCAAAUCAGUGGAGCGGGGAACCCGUGAGUGGAGUGCGGUGGAGCGGGUGAACCCCGGAGGGAGGGAGGGAGGAAGGAAACCGACAGCAACAGCUAUUCCACAACGCCAUGGCGUCCCGGACAAACCGCUCCAACUGCGCGCCGUCCCGAGACUCGAGAGAGACGCCUCCCUCAACUGCAGUGAUUUGGUUUUGAUUGCCCAAUUAAGCGCGGCGAGAGAGAAAAACACGGAGAGGAGGUUAGAAAAAGGAGGCGCCUUUACGGGAAAAGGCCUCACCUUUCUCUUGAAUCUUGCCGCGUCUGCUUUCCCGCCCCGCCCCCCCCCCCCCCCCCCACCCCUGCAACUUUGGAAGCAGAGGGAGGGAGGGAGAAUCGCAUCCCAGUCUCUGUCGCAGUGUGCUUCGUGGUGUUCUUGGCGGAGGAGCAGAGGGCCUCACCUCACCUAGGCGUAAUCCGCCUCCGUCCGUGGAGAUGGAGGCGGCCGACCUCUUGGAGUAUGAACUGCAGAAAGAGGUCUCCGACAUCGUGAUCCAGAACUACAUUAGCGGUUUGCAUCGGGAGUUUGAGAUGAAGUUAUGGGAGCAUCGGAACGCUUAUAGCAGAUUUAACAAGAACUGGAAGGAUAAGGUUUCUGAGAUUGCAGUGCUGCAAGAUGAACUUAACAGUAUUUUGAGUGUUGUAGCGGGUUCAGAAUCCGGUGUGCAUCCUACUUCCCACAGUAGUCUGGAAAAGCCAGAAAACCAUAACGUUCUGAAGAUGAAAGAUUACAAUGAACCUCCUGUAAUGGAGAAAGCUACCGAGUCAGGUGAGGCCAUGCUUGAGAUCCCAGAUUUUUCCCUCUUGAAGCACAUGCAAAGCGAAGAAAUCACGAAUUUUCUCAAGACGGAAUGGCUAAGAUUGCGAAGACAGCACGAGUCCGAACUGCACGAGAAGACAGAAGAGCUGUUCAGAGUAAAAAGGGAAUUUGCGAAAGAUAAAGCUUUGUUGCCUUUUAGAAAAGAAAGAGAGCUUGAAUUCAUCAAAUUAAAGUUGCUUCAUACUAUUUCCAAACUGGAUGAGAUAGCCUUGAGGAAAGAGAACUCUUAUUUUGACCAUAAUGAGAAUGACGAGAUGUGCAGGUUGAAGGACAGGAUUGGUUCUUUACUUCAUGAAAAUGAGCGUCUCUGUGGUUUGCUGGCUGAUAAAAGAGAGGAGGUUAAGCACCUCUCUUCUCAAGUAUUGGAUGCAAAGAGCCAAAUAGCUCAGCACUCACCGUCAGAGGCAAAACUCUUGAAUCUUGUCGAGAAGCUUAGAGAUGAACUUGAAGAUUUAAAGAUUGAGAGACACUUGAACAAUUUAUUGGAUUGGUCUAUAUUCAGGGAAGUGUUUGCUAAUUACGAAAAUCAAAUUUGUGAUAUGAAACAGGAAGAGUACUUCCUCAAAGAGUUGCUUAUAGAAAAAGAAGACCAGCUAAGUAUUAUAUAUGAAGAUAGACAGAAGCUCAAGUAUGAAAAUAACCAACUUGUAUCAAUUGCGGGAUCAACAUUAAUGCAACACCAUGAGCAAGUCAAUUUGGUUAACGAUGAGCUUUUGAUGUUUAGGGAGAAAGUGUGUGAGCAAGAACUACUGAUAUUAGAGUCAAAGAGUGAGUCUAAUUCAAUGAAAAGAUGUUUGUAUGAGGCUUUGCAGCAAAUCCAUGUAUGCAAGCAAGAAAUACACGGGCUGACUGAAAACUUAACUUCUAUGUCUAUUGCUUUGGAGGAAGCCAAAGAGCAGAAUGCCUCACUUGACGCCACUAUUCGGAAAAUGAAGAAAACACCAGCCCGAUGCAUUGACAGUCAGAGGGGACAAACAGGACGCCUAGACUUUGACCUUGCUAGUAUGGAGAAGUUGUCGAAAGCAUAUAGCGAUUUUGAAAGCAUAUUAUCUGAAACUAUGAAAAGACAUGAAACAAGGUUAACUAGUAUAAUUUGUCAAUUUAACCCACUGGUGGAGCAAGUUGCUGUCUUAAAGAGAGAAGAAUUCUGGUAUAAGCAAAUACUCGAGAUUAAAUGUUCGAAUCUUCGGAAAGCAGAAGCCGAGGUUGAUAUACUUGGCGAUGAGGUUGACACCCUUCUAAGUGUUCUGGGAAAAAUCUAUAUAGCACUUGAUCAUUAUUCUCCAGUUUUGAAGCAUUACCCUGGGGUCACAGAGAUUUUGAGGCUUGUGCAGAAUGUGUUGAAAGGAGAAAGCAUUUAGCACCAUGACACUCUGGGGGGAAGUCUUAACAAUUUCUUGUUCAUAUAAACGUCUGGACAAAAUCCUGACAAGAGUUUCAAAACUUCAGUACUUUGUGCUGCGGACAAACUUUUGUAUCGACUUACAGCAAAGAAGCUUGCUAACUUAGAGAGUUAGAUAGUAUGUGCAGUCAAAGUAGCCAUGACCGUUCAAUUGCUAGAGUGACCGGCGUCAUCUUUGCUAGCUUCAUUUCUAUUAGUGUGCAGUUAUAGUUAAGAUUGCAAAUUCAAAAGGUCUUUGUUUGACGGAACAAUUGUAUCAGUGUGCAGUAUCCAUGACUUGUCUUGGGUAGUGAA